Schistosoma guineensis is the source of this 1227-nucleotide messenger RNA. The record is from the annotation of a GenBank genome assembly. NCBI's taxonomy places the organism in Eukaryota, Metazoa, Platyhelminthes, Trematoda, Strigeidida, Schistosomatidae.
GCUAGUUUGCGCUCAUUUCAGUCAGUUCUAAACUGUUCAGUCGUGCGCCUAGUCAUACGAUGACUGGUCAACGUCGCUCCAUCAAAAAAACUUCCACUAGGAAGUCAGAUCUUUUUCCGGAGGAGAGAACGUUCGUCAAUCCGUCAGCUUUGAGUCCUCAUCUAUUCUGUCCAAUAUGUCAAGAGGCUUUCUGUAACCCCCAACGUGCUCCUUGUGGUCAUAGUUUUUGCAAGAAUUGUAUUGAGCCCUGGAUUCAAAAUACUCCUAACUGUCCGGUGGACCGUAAACCGAUUUCAAAAGGAUCAAUGCAUCAUGAUUUUAUUGUGGAAAAUAUAAUAGGUGAUUAUAUGGUCGCAUGUCCUUGGCGUGCACUCGGCUGUGAUUUUAUUGGCCAGUUAUCCCUUUUACCCGGUCAUAAGAAAACAUGUGUCAUGAAUCCAAGUUCUAUGCCUCCAGCUCUACGUGCUCAUACCUCAGCUUCCUUAAAUCAAGUUAAUAGCAAUCAAUCUCUAGAUCUGAAAUCUUGUAAAAAUAAUCAACAGUCGUCAGUAAAAGUUAGUUUUGUGUUUCAGUCACAACUUCCUUUGAAUACAAUUACAACGGCAGAGGGAAUUAUUGAUGGUAAUCAAUGUCCCAAUAUUCAUAGUAUUGAGUCAAGAAAUGGCUCAAGUUCGUACGACGAUGCUCAUGAAGAAAGUCUUAUACUUGUUAGUGAUGAUGAAGCUAAUUUACCGCCUGCUCCACCACCCAGUCUUUUGUUCCGACUAUACCAUAAUUCUGAUUCUAAUAGUCGUGGGUUAUUAUGUGAUUUUAUACAAAAUGGUUCAAAUACUACAACUCAGUCCUCUAGUACUAACAAUAAAAACAAGAAUAGCCCUAAUAAACGAGGACGUAAAAAAUAAACUUGAAUUCAAUACUGUUCCGGUUGAUUUCUCAAAGCAUUUCAAACUAGUGUUCAAACUUUUGCCUAAUAUGUACAUUUGUAAACACAAAUAUCCGAAAUGUUUUCUUUUAAAUGUUUAAAAAACAUUAAUUGUUGUAUCAGAAUGUGUAUUCCAUACUCAUUCUUUCAUUAAAUUCAAGCAUACCGGUGAAUAUUACGUUGGUCACGUCAUGGCAACUCAGUUGAAUUGCACUCAGUCGAAAUUCCGACAUCGCUCAGUCUCUGGCAAAACUACUUCAGUCAGUCAGUCAGUUAAACAAAAAUGGAGAAAGUGGACAGCCUUG